This is a messenger RNA of Gekko japonicus, 1950 nucleotides long. It is a transcript of the gene PODXL2, whose product is annotated as podocalyxin-like 2. Lineage: Eukaryota; Metazoa; Chordata; Lepidosauria; Squamata; Gekkonidae. The coding region runs from base 1 to 1950 and encodes 649 amino acids. The record is from RefSeq and is a predicted model, not a curated record. The transcript has 8 exons.
AUGGCCUUCAGUUUGCAAGACCUGAACAAGGCUGUUAAUACUUCUUUGUGCAUCUGCCUUGCUUUAUCCGAAGAUCUUGGCACUGAGGGACUGAGCUCCACGUCGUUGGUAGACUUCACGUCAAUGUCCCACAUGGAGUCUCUGGAAUCCAGUGAACAGACAAACUUGAAGGCGCCUGAGUCUGACCUUGUCCCCAGUGCCCUCCAAGCUGCACCUGGAUCUGGCUUUGCCAGUGAGGAAAAUGAAGAUUCCAAGAUUCUUCAGUCACAGUACUUUUGGGAAGAGGGUGGAGACCUCAACGAUUCCAGCUUGUAUCCUGGAGCAACACCAGAUUACAAUGUCCCACUUGCCUCCCAGAAGGCCUUGCCUAAAGGAGAUGUGACACAGACUAAAAACCAGUGGGAAGUGCCUGCUGUUCAUCAGCCGAGUGAUGCCGCUGAGCCUGAUUCUGAAACACCUUCCACCAGUACCCUUGAGGAAGAGGAAGGGCUUCUCCCUAUAAACCAGUCAAAGGGAGCACCACAGAGCAGCCAAAGACCAAAAGUCAUUUUCCCUGAAACGACUGGCCAGGACUCCUUGUACUCCAUCCUUUUGUCCACAGCCACCAGCAGACGGAGUGCAGUGACUGAGGCUGCGCUAGAGAGACAAGAGGAAGAGUCUGUCCCUGAGCAUGCUUCCUCGGGCUUUGACUUAGGGAGCAGCAUGGGGCCCAGUCUCUUGCCUCUGUCCUCCAUUUUGUCAGCCACUCCUGAAGGACCACAGGGCGUCUCUGAGGUCCCUUUCAAGAGCACUUCAGAAAGUACAGUGGCCAUUGUAGGAGCAGGAAGGGAACUAGCUGAGGCUAUAGCAACGGCAGCUACAGUGAAAGCUGAUGUGCAAGAAGUGGAGGCCACAACAAGAGGGGAAGGGCCCGAGCCCACAGCAGGAGCUGGGCUGGGCCAAGCAGAUUCCACAGAAGGGAGAGCAUCCAUGGAGUCCACAGAAACAGCUGAAAUGGAGCAGACGAAUGAAGACCUUCUGCUAACAGCAUCUCAUGGGGAUGGCUUCCAAGCAACGGAGACUGUGUCCAGGACUCCCGGCAACCCAUCAAGCCCAAGCUCUUCGGUCGACUGGACUGAUAAGCCGGCUCCUACCCCUACCACUGCCUGGAACAGCACAAAGCAGCCAGUCACAGCAACGGCUACUGCGGAACAGAGUUUUGUACCACAGACUGAAGAUGUCCACAUGGCAGUGUUGUCUACUGGAGUGCCCUGGAGUUUGCCGCAGGUGACCUGUAAAGACUGGAGCAACCUGGCAGGCAAAAAUUACAUCAUCCUGAACAUGUCUGAUAACAUUGAGUGUGAGGAGUUUCGACUGGAAAGGGGACCACAGUUGCUGGCCCUGGUGGAGGAGGCUUUCUCCAGAUAUGAAAAUGGCUUGCAAAACCAAUGGUGGAUCUCUCUCAGCAAACCCAAUGAGAAUGACAAGCACCUGCUAAUGACUUUGGCUGGAGAGCACGGGGUCAUCCCAACCAAUGAUGUUCUCCUGGCACUAGAUGACAUGAGGAGAAACUUAGCUGAGAUUGGAAUCCAGAACUAUACAACCACAACAAGUUGCCAGUCACGUCCCAGCCAGACACAUAGUGACUACGGGAAGCUCUUUGUGGUGUUGGUCAUUAUUGGCUCAGUCUGUGUCAUCAUCAUUAUCAUGGGGCUUAUCUACAACUGCUGGCAGAGGCGCUUGCCCAAGAUGAAGAACAUGUCACAUGGUGAGGAGCUACGCUUUGUUGAGAAUGGCUGCCAUGACAAUCCCACUUUGGAUGUAGCCAGUGACAGCCAAUCAGAAAUGCAAGAGAAGAAGCCAAGUGUGAAUGGUGGGGCAUCCAUUAAUGGUCCUGAGAGCUGGGAUGUCCUCAUUAACAAGCGGGCAGGUGAAGAGGGUGAUGCAUUUGAAGAAGAUACACACCUUUAA